Molecule: messenger RNA, 1850 nt
Organism: Salvia hispanica
Lineage: Eukaryota; Viridiplantae; Streptophyta; Magnoliopsida; Lamiales; Lamiaceae
Gene: PUR2
Product: Glycinamide ribonucleotide (GAR) synthetase
Biological process (GO): purine nucleobase biosynthetic process
Molecular function (GO): phosphoribosylamine-glycine ligase activity; metal ion binding; ATP binding
Source: RefSeq, a predicted model, not a curated record
CCCUAAAAUUGAAAUGGGGAGCCUAUACCUCUGUCAUCAGCCAAACCCUCUCGCACUCAAACCAAAUCAACUUCUAACAUCAAACCCAUGUCGAUUUCUUCAUCACGUUGCAGCAACACCUCUCCACCUCCAAACUCGCCGCUUCCAGCAGCUCCGGGUCGACUCACCGCCGGCAGCUCAGCGCCGAACAUCGGAUGUCCACGGCGGCGAGCUUGGCUCGGAUGUUCUUGACUCUCUUGCCGGAACUCGAGCUGCGCUCGAUGCAGAUUCCGCAGGGGAAAAAAUAGCUGUGCUGGUUAUUGGAGGAGGGGGAAGGGAGCAUGCUCUUUGUUAUGCCCUGAAGCGAUCUCCAUCCUGUGUUUCUGUUCUUUGUGCUCCUGGGAAUGCCGGAAUUUCUGACUCGGGUGAUGCGACUUGUAUAGAAGAUCUCGACAUCUCUGACAACUCAGCGGUGAUUGCCUUUUGCCGUGAAAGAUCUAUUGGAUUGGUUGUAGUGGGACCAGAGGCCCCUCUUGUAGCUGGUCUGGCUAAUGAUCUUGUGAAGGCUGGGAUUCCUACUUUUGGCCCUUCUUCAGAAGCCGCCGUCUUAGAAGGUUCUAAGGACUUCAUGAAACGGCUAUGUGACAAAUACGAUAUCCCGACUGCCAAGUAUCAAACUUUUACCGAUCCAUCCGCUGCAAAAGCAUAUAUUGAAGCACAAGGUGUUCCCAUUGUUGUUAAAGCUGAUGGCUUGGCAGCUGGAAAAGGUGUUAUUGUUGCUAUGACAAUCGAUGAAGCAUUUGAUGCAGUUGAUUCUAUGCUUGUGGAAAAUGUUUUUGGCUCUGCUGGGUGUCGUGUCAUAGUUGAAGAAUUUCUGGAAGGAGAGGAGGCAUCGUUCUUUGCUCUAGUCGACGGGGAGUGUGCUGUACCUCUAGAAUCUGCUCAGGACCAUAAACGAGUAGGCGAUGGUGACACUGGGCCUAAUACUGGUGGCAUGGGGGCAUACUCUCCAGCCCCUGUCCUAACAAAAGAACUAGAAUCUGUUGUCAUGAAAUCCAUAAUUCUUCCUACUGUCAAGGGAAUGGCUGCAGAAGGCCGCAAGUUUGUUGGAGUUCUGUAUGCCGGGCUAAUGAUUGAGAAGAAAUCUGGAUUACCGAAGCUGAUUGAGUACAAUGUCCGCUUUGGAGAUCCCGAGUGCCAGGUGUUGAUGGUUCGAUUGGAGUCGGAUCUGGCACAAGUAUUACUUUCAGCAAGCAAAGGAGAGCUAAGUGGUGUAUCUCUGGAAUGGUCUCCUGGAUCCGCGAUGAUUGUUGUAAUGGCAAGUGAGGGUUACCCGGGAAGCUACAAAAAGGGCACAGUGAUACAAAAUCUCAAGGCAGCAGAGGAAGUCGCUCCAAGUGUAAAGAUUUUCCAUGCUGGAACAGCCCUCAACUCUGAUGGGAACUUCAUUGCUACAGGUGGGCGUGUUCUUGGUGUCACUGCUAAAGGGAAGGAUCUUGAAGAGGCCAGAGAUCGAGCAUACCAAGCCGUGGAGCAAGUAAAUUGGCCAGGUGGGUUCUUCAGACGAGAUAUUGGCUGGAGAGCUCUCGCCCGGAAACGAUCUGUUGCAAAUUUAUGACAUUUAUAUCUGACAUCUCUCCCUUCCAUUUGAUAUAUGUUGGGUUUCUUAAUGUUAUGGUUGGGUCUAAGCAGAGCAUUUCUCAUAUUGUUUUGGGAUGUAAGAAUUUUGUAGUGUAUACUUCUCUUAAUGUUUUGGGUCUAAAGCAACAUAUCUCAAGUCUCAUUUGUUUGGGAUGUAAGAAUUUUGUAGUGUUUUUUUAUGUAAUGACUUGUACAUCACAUUGCCAAUGAAUUUGUAGUGUUUUCCUCUC